Camellia sinensis is the source of this 1044-nucleotide messenger RNA. Lineage: Eukaryota; Viridiplantae; Streptophyta; Magnoliopsida; Ericales; Theaceae. The record is from RefSeq and is a predicted model, not a curated record.
AUGACAAGAUCCCCUGACUUAAGAAGACAAGAUAGAUGGCGUGAGUACCACAAAGACCAUGGUCACGACAUCGAUAAUUGUUUUUCUUUGAAAGAUCACCUGGAAGAAAUGGUGCAAGACGACCGUCUUAUGCAAUAUGUUCAAAAGAGCAAUUCAACAAACACAGUAGCUCUAUGGCAGGAAUCACCCCCUCUUGGUGUAAUUCAUAUGAUGUACAGCCUGUUGGCUUUACCCGAGGUGCACACAAUCCAGUUGCUGUCUAGUACCCAUGGCCCAAUAACGCCAACGAAACGGCCACACAACACUAGACAGAUUAGUUUCGAUGACACUGAUUUAGUUGGAGUGGUCCAUCCCCACACUAAUCCCCUUGUCAUCGAGCUACGUGUAAACAGAUUCACCGUUGAGCAUGUUCUUAUUGAUCAGGGUAGCACUUCGGAGAUAAUGUAUUACCAAACUUUUGUCAAACUUGGUUUUACCGAUUCGGACUUAUCUACGGCUGAUUACCUAUUAUUCGGCUUCAAUGCAAACCCGGAAUACCCUUUGGGCAAGAUCACACUACCUGUACGGGCAGGAACCAGGUCAGUAGACAUUGAAUUUCUGGUUGUAAAGCUCCCUUCGCCAUAUAAUCUGAUCAUGGACCGAACUUGGUUACAUGCAAUGCAAGCCGUACCAAGUACAUACCACCAACUGCUCCAUUUUCCGACUGAAUAUGGUAUCAAACAAAUUCGCGGCUCCCAAAAAUCGGGGCAGGCAUGCUAUCUUCUACCUACAAAGAAACCGAGGGAACUGGAAGUGCAUUCCAUUGAAGUACCGGAUUGCGAGAGUCUCAAAGAUAUUGGGAGAAUCCCAAGUGACAAAGCAACUGAAGCCCUGCAUUGGGUCGAUAGUGAGGGAAAUCCUGCCAAGUUCUUUAUGAUCGGUGCUUCCUUGGAUAAUGUCAAAAAGCAAGAAUCGGUAACCUUCUUACUCGGCAAUAUUGAUGUGUUCGCAUGGUCUCCAUAUGAGAUGCCAGGAGUAGAUCCAUCCGUGGCCCAACACAGUUGA